GCUGACACUUCCUGUUGUCGCCACCUUCCGGACCCUCGCGUCACACGGAGGAGGAAUGGUGAAUAGCUGCGAGCGUAUGUCGGUGUGAGCUGCGGCUGUCCGGUCAGUUAACUUUAAGUUUUAGAAAAUGGGGCGGUCAAACUCUAGGUCCCAUUCUUCAAGAUCACGAUCGCCAUCGUCCUCGCGAUCAAGGUCCCACUCAAGAAAGAAAAGAUAUAGUUCCAGAUCUAGAUCAAGAACAUACUCUCGAUCUCGCAGCAGAGAACGUGUGUACAAUAGAGAUUUCCACAGAGAUUAUAGAAAUAAUAGGGGAAUGAGGCGCCCCUAUGGCUUCAGGGGAAGAUCAAGAGGUUACUACCAAGGUGGAGGUGGCAGGUACCAUCGUGGUGGUUAUCGGCCAAUGUGGAACCGUAGGUACUCUCGAAGUCCUCGCCGUGGACGGUCUCGCUCAAGGAGUCCUAAGAGGCGCUCUGCAUCAUCUCAAAGAUCCAGAAGCCGAUCACAGAGAUCCUACAAGUCUUCUCAGUCACAGAGGUCCUCAUCAUCCCGUUCUUCAUCGCGCUACAGUAAAUCUCCGGAGAAAAAAUCGAGAGCUUCCCGUGAGAAACCUAAGCAAAAGAAGGAAGAGGCUGCUAAAUCGAAAAGUCCCUCAAAUGAGAAAUCAGGUGAUGAGCACAAAGAUGCUUUUGACCCAUCUGAGCCUUUAGAUGAGCUUGGAAAAGAACUGGAUCUGCAUGGUGAGAGUUGGGCCGGGCUUUCUGCCUAUGACAAUAGUCCAAGAUCCCCUUGUAGUCCUUCACCAGUAGCUUCUCCACCCAGUGAAAGUUCUUCCCAGUCUGAUGGCCCUAUUCUUAGUGUGGUCCAUUCUGGCAAAGACACUAUGUCUCAGAAUUCACAUUCCAUGGCCCAUAGCCCAGAAAGGUCUGGGUCUGCCUCUGGUGAUGGUAAUGGUUCAACUCGGUACAGUCCUUCACAAAACAGUCCAAUUCAUAUCCCUCUUCAAAAGAGUCCAGCAAAGACUGUGGUGUCUCAGAAUGCUUCUCAUGACGAAGGGCACUCUCACUAUUCUAUGUUCACUGACCCUGCAGAGCAAGACAUUACUAAAGGAGCAAAGUUUCUAAAAAAAUAUACAGAUGAAGAACACAGGUUAUUUCCAAUAGAAAAAGCUAAUAAUAGAGAAACGGAAAGCCAUAAAGACAAGACAUUGGAGAAGACUAAAAAGGAAGCAGGCCGAAAUUGGGAUGAUCGUGAUAUGUUAGAUUAUCUUUUGGAAAAGGAGUCUGUUAAAUCACAGUUUUUGUCAGUUUCAGAAAGUGAAGACCUAGAGGAGGCUGAGGAUUAUAGGCAGUUUAGAAAGUCUGUUUUAGCGGAGCAAGGCAAAAGUUUUUCUUCUACAUCCCAGUGGAAUGCAGAAGAAGAAGGGACAAAGUUCAAAUCCAAAUCUGUGACCAAGGGCAGUAAGGAAAGUGAAAAGGUCAAGGAGGGUAAGGGGCAUAAAAUGACCACUAAAGAGAGACAUAAAGAUGAUGAUAAAGGGGGCGAAAGGUCAUUUGGUAAAAAGGAACCCAAGUCACCUAACCCAGUUCGUGUGCUCGAUAAGAUAAAAAACCCAGUCAGCUGCAAUUUUCCUUUACACCCAAGUAAUGAAGUGAGAGAAAAAGUCGUUUUCAGGGAAGAAAGCCCACUUAGGAUCAGAAUAAUAGCAACAGAGUCUCACCAUGUUGAGGUCAAACUUCGGAUGCCCGCAGUUCCCCUUGAUGAUAUCAGGCCAUCCUCUUUGUCUAAUGACCGUCGGCUAGCCAGUACUCUUGUGCAUUCAAUCAAGAAACCGAAGGACUUCCGAUCCAUCUUUGACCACAUGAAGGUUUCCUUCUCCAACAAAACCUCCCCUGAAUCCUUUAUCUACCAUGUGGUGUCUUUAGUACAGUUUGUCAAAGAGCAUUAUUUCAAGGGUGACGGAAAGACCCUCAGUGAGAGGUUUGCAGAGUAUCAGACAGUCACAGAUGAGCCUGCCAGCCGUCCAAAGAGCCCAGAAAUACACAGGAGGCUAGACCUUUCACCCAACAUCCUGAGAAAACAUCCAUAUAUGCAGAAUGAAGACACGGUCUUUGUAGCGAAGGAGGAGCCAUCCAAGAUAGAAAAGAAAGUAAAGAGUAGCUCGAUUGAUCUGCGGGGUGACACAGACCGUCGCAGAAAGGAGCGCAGUAAAGAACGAGGGGACUCUAAGUGUUCCCGGGAAUCUAGUGAUUCUCGCAAGAGAGAAAAGGCACAGAAAGAGCACAAGGAGUUGAAAGUGUUCAAGGAUGACAAUAAAAGAAGAAAAGAUCACGAGCCGUCUCCUCCUCUGUCCGAUGAUGAUAAAGACAAUAAGAAGGAAAGCAGAGAUGAGGAAUUCAAAGGCCCAAUGGAGCCCAAAGAAUUUCCAGGUUUCCCAGGCACCAGUAGGCCCAGGGGCACAUUUCAGUUUCGAAUUAGAGGCAGAGGCCGUGCUCGAGGGGUGUUUGCUGGGACAAGUACUGCUCCUGUGAAUACAGCACCAAGUUUUCAAAAGAGAUCUAAAGAGGAGGAGUGGGAUCCAGAAUAUACACCUAAAAGCAAGAAAUAUUUCCUGCAUGAUGACAGAGAUGAUGGAGUGGAUUACUGGGCAAGGAGGGCAAGGGGACGAGGCAACUUCCAGCGAGGAAGAGGAAGGUUUCCUUUUAAAAAGUCUGGGAGCAGUCCAAAAUGGACGCAUGACAAGUAUCAGGGAGAUGGCCUUGUAGAUGAGGAAGAAGAAGCAAUGGAAGAGAGGCGCAAAGAUGAAAAGGAGUAAAGCGUCUGGUGAAGCCCAAUACUACAAGAUAUUUUUUUUAUUGACUACCUUUCAUUAGUCAUUUCGAACUCUAUUUUAAUUCAGUUGCUGAUCAACAAACUGAACUUUGUUUUAAAGAAUCUUUUUUUUUUUUUCACGUCGAAUACAUUUAUGCCAAGGCCCUGGAAGAAAUUGGAAAAUGUGAUCUGUCUUUCAACCACAUCUUUUAAGAAUUGGCUUUUAAGUGUUUCAGUUUAUGCUGCGUGUCUGCCAUGGUUGUAUGGUGAAGAUUGUAGUUUGGUUCUUUUUGCAAUAGAUAAAAAUUUGCUUUGCACAUAGGGUGGAUUUUAAAGCUGCCUAAAGUAAAAUUGGACUUUGCCAUUUUUUAAGAGCAGAAUAUUAAAUCUGCUCUGGAUUGCUGUGGGCAAUUCAGGCUACUUUAACACUAGCGUUUUCAAUCCCGCUAUUGAUCCGUCAUAGGAUCUUAAUAGCGGAAGAAAAUGCUUCCCCAUUCAUUUCCAAUGGAGAUAAAACUUAAACGGAAUGCACCAGAAUGCAUUCUGUUCC
Messenger RNA from Bufo bufo (common toad), 3358 nucleotides. RefSeq names its product BCL2 associated transcription factor 1 (gene BCLAF1). Gene Ontology annotation, molecular function: transcription coregulator activity; DNA binding. Gene Ontology annotation, biological process: positive regulation of transcription by RNA polymerase II. Lineage: Eukaryota; Metazoa; Chordata; Amphibia; Anura; Bufonidae. Bases 128 to 2812 code for a protein of 894 amino acids. The transcript has 12 exons. Gene Ontology annotation, cellular component: mediator complex. The record is from RefSeq and is a predicted model, not a curated record.